AUGUCGGUCCUCUCGACGAAGCUCAUCACGCAAACGUUUCGGCUGCAUGGCCUUUCGAUCACGCCCGAUGCCAUGCAGCACCUGGUCGAUCAGGCACCCUCGUAUAAGCUGCUGCCCGCCCAAUUCCUAUCCCAACUCCUUUCCAAAAUCGACAAAACUUCACUGAAGCAAAGCUUGAUCGACAAGAGGGAGCUGCAGAAGCUCUUGCGCGCCUUCAAGUCCACCGCGGCAGCCGCGCCUACCAAGAAGGCGUCCCCGUUCGCACUGGAAGACAUCCUCGGCUCGCAGUACCCGGAGUUCGUCGCCGAUGGCAGCCAGGGCGCCACCACCGCCACUAGCCGGCCCGCGCCGGCCGCGGCGCGACCCACCCAGCUGGUCGAGGAGUCCUUCAAGGUCGUCUCCGCGCUCGCCAUGCCCCGGCUGCGCUACAACACCAAGCGACACAAGGUGGAGCGCCUCAGCGACGAACGGGGCUCGCUGCUGGGCUCGGCACAGUCCAAGAUCGACAUGUACAAGACGUGGUGGUACAACGCGCACCUGCGCGAGGGCAACGGUCUGGUGGGCGCCGGCGCGAUCACCACCAUCGAGUCGCUGGCCGGCCGCUAUUCGGGCCGAUGGCGCCUCAUGGGCAUUCUCUCCGAGGCCGAGUACGGCCUCCACUACAUCGAGGACCCCACCGGUCGUCUUCUCGUCGACCUCUCCCACGCGAAAGCGAAGCGACCCCGACUGUUCACCGAAGGCGGGUUGGUGUUGGUGGAGGGCAAGAUGAAGGACGAGAAGCUCAUGGUCGAGCUGAUCGACGUGCCCGGCGCGGCCGAGAAGGAAGGCGGACCCUACAUCCCCUCUCCGCAGGUCUGCGAUUCCAUGAGCUACGAAGAGACCAUCAUUAGGGCGAUGGGCGAUGGCGGAGACAAGGGCAUGGUGGUGGUGUUCUCUGACAUCCGAGUAGACAACGCCAUCGCCAUGACGAGGCUGGAGUCUGUGCUCCGGUCGUUUGCGGAGGUCGUUGAGACGCACAAGCCCAAGGAAAAGCUGUUGUUUGUUCUCAUCGGCGACUUCUUUGCGCGCAACAAGAACGUCCACGUCUUCCCGCGCGUCAUCCGAACACCGCCCAAGCCGCGUACGGUGUACCCGUUCGAUCCGCUGGCGGAGGUGCUCUCGCGCUUCCCGGGGCUCAUGCCACACGCCCGCUUCGUGUUGGUCCCGGGUCCCUCCGACCCGGCCUCGCUCACGGCUUCAUUUGCGCUGCCUCGCGACCCCUUGCCGAGCAUCAUGCUGCCGCCCUCCCUGAACGGUGGAGGCGCCAAGCGGCGGAGCUCUCAACAAGACGACGAACAAGAUGAUGAUGACGGUGUGGAUAGCGAUGGCGGUAGCGACGACGAUGAAGAUGAUGACGGAGGUGACGAAGACGGUGGAAAGCGAAAGCGAUCGUCGAUUAUGAAGAAGAAGAGCGAAGGGGUGGUGGCCGACGUCAUCCGGGGCAGCAACCCCUGCCGGGUCAAGUACGUGGGCCAAGAGCUGCUCUUCUACCGAGGGGACAUGCAGGACAAGUUCCUCCGCUACGCCCUCGCCGUGCCGCCCGCUGAUGGCGACGACCUCGACGCGGGGACCGUCGAUGACGUGCCACGCUUCGAGCAGGCGGCGCGCACCAUCGCCGACGCGGGCCACCUGUCUCCGUUCCCGCAGGCGGCGCAGCCCGUCUACUGGGAUCACGUGCAGGCCCUCUACAUGGACCCCUUGCCCGACCUUCUCGUACUCGCUGACAAUGCGCCGCCGUUUGCGCUGACGCAUGCGUCGUCGCUGAUCGUGAACCCGGGUUCCUUUUCUACGAGCCCGUUCGUUGCGCUCUACACGCCCUCCACCCGCGCCUGUCGCCUCCUCGUCUCUUCCUGA
Molecule: messenger RNA, 1893 nt
Organism: Acanthamoeba castellanii str. Neff
Lineage: Eukaryota; Discosea; Longamoebia; Acanthamoebidae
Product: DNA polymerase epsilon subunit B protein
Exons: 8
Coding region: 1-1893 (630 amino acids)
Biological process (GO): DNA-templated DNA replication; error-prone translesion synthesis
Cellular component (GO): epsilon DNA polymerase complex
Molecular function (GO): DNA binding
Source: RefSeq, a predicted model, not a curated record